AGAAGAUGAAGAGACAAGUGAGGAUUAUGAUGAUGAGGAAGCAGAAACUGAGGAGGACGACGACGGAACUAAGCCAGGUUCUGAACGAUGCAGGCGGCAGCUGAUUACUCUUGAGGAUGACUUUUUAUUUGAAAUGAGCGAGCAACAGAGGGAAUACUAUACUAGAUGUUUUAAGUAUCUGAUGAAAUUGACAUUGGGUCACUUUGAUUUGGAUGGAGCUGUUCAUGGUGCGGAUGAACAUGUUGUCGAGUUCUUUAAAAAAAGUGACUUAGAUACGGAUACUUUGUCAAAAAUUUGGGCUCUUAGCGACGUUAAUGAAGACGGUUAUCUUGAUCAUGCAGAAUUCUCAACAGCUAUGCAUCUUAUUGUUUUAAACGUCAAGGCAGCGUUGACGUGUUCGUUAGAUACGGGUUGUAACAUUUUCCGUAAUCUAAAAAGCGGUCCUGACAUACUCAAGAAUGCUCUAAGCCCACAAGCGCCAAAAGGUCCCCCUCCAAAGCCGCCUCCAAGACCUCCAAAUAGGGGACAUGGAAGGAGUGCCAGUUUGGACUUAAAUCCUUUGACGAAUUUUGCAAAACGCAUAAAGGAGCUGGUUGAAAAGGAGUCUUUAUCAACACGUGGUGAAGAGGGUUUGCAAGUAAAUUGGAAGGAGAGGUGCACGCAGCUGAAAAAAUUGAAUGCUGAGUUGGAACUUGAGCGGGCUAAAUUAUGCCAAAUACGUUUGCAGUUGGAAGUACGUUUGCAAGAGUUGGCACCCGCGACAUCUUCCGCCCUUAAGCCAACGUCACUUUAA
Molecule: messenger RNA, 793 nt
Organism: Enterobius vermicularis (human pinworm)
Lineage: Eukaryota; Metazoa; Nematoda; Chromadorea; Rhabditida; Oxyuridae
Source: the annotation of a GenBank genome assembly